AUGAAUCUCUUCCGAUCAAAACUUGUGUUCUAUCGAAAGUCGUAUAAAAAAGAAAUAACAAAAAAGAAGAAGAAGAUGAGUACUAUAGCAGAUGAAUUAUUCGCAUCGUUUGUCGAUUUUGAACAAGUAGAGGAAGAUCAAUAUAUUGAUCUGAAGAGAAUUUGUAGAAAUAAAAGGCGCAAACUGGAGGUAUCUAAAAGUUCAUCUCUCAAAUUGAGGUACAUUCAUAAGAACCUAUCGCUUGCUAAGAACGAGAUGGACCGAUUACGCGACGAAAACUCGAAAAGAUUGCUACGUGAUAGAAAGCUUAGUUUGGUUCUUGAUUUAGAUCAUACGCUCCUCAAUUCAGCUGGCUUUUCCGUGAUUACGGAUGAAGAAGAAUAUUUAAAUUGCGAAAGAGACGUUUUGCCAGAAUAUUUGAAGAGCAGCCUGUUCAGAGUGGACUUGACGAAGACGUUGACUAAGUUGAGGCCGUAUGUGAACACAUUCUUGAAAGAAGCUAGUAAAUUAUACGAGUUGCACAUAUAUACUAUGGGCGGUUUUUUGUAUGCUCUAGAAAUGGCGAAAUUGCUCGACCCCGAAAAUAUCUACUUCAAUUCAAGAAUCAUUUCACGAGAUGAUUCCACACGGAUGUUUGAGAAGAGUCUCGACGUUGUUUUGGGGAAAGAAAACGCAACUGUCAUCCUUGAUGAUAGUGAAUCGGUGUGGUGCAAGGAGCACAAGGAGAAUUUAAUAGUAAUAGAAAGAUAUCACUUUUUUGCUAAUAGUUGCAAGCAAUUUGGAGUCGACCAUAAAUCGCAUUCUCAAUUAAAAAGCGACGAAAACGAGUCCGAAGGCGCAUUGGCUAAUAGUCUUAAAAUUCUUCAACAGAUCCAUACUUUGUUCUUUGACAUGGGGCAGAAAGAUAGUCUAGAGGACCGGGACCUGAGAAAGGUGCUGAAAAGUGUACGAAAAGAAGUCGUAAAAGGGUGUAAAGUGGUGUUUAGUGAUGAAAUCAGCAAUUAAUUACAUGUGCCGAAAGCAGCCCGAAGAAAAAUUUCCCGUUCGU
Erythranthe guttata (spotted monkey flower) is the source of this 1048-nucleotide messenger RNA. Its product is annotated as RNA polymerase II C-terminal domain phosphatase-like 4. NCBI's taxonomy places the organism in Eukaryota, Viridiplantae, Streptophyta, Magnoliopsida, Lamiales, Phrymaceae. Gene Ontology annotation, cellular component: nucleus. Gene Ontology annotation, molecular function: RNA polymerase II CTD heptapeptide repeat phosphatase activity. The record is from RefSeq and is a predicted model, not a curated record.